UGAUGUGCUGAGCAGUUUUCACCACCCUCUGUAGAGUCUUACGGUUGAGGGCGGUGCAACUGCCAUACCAGGCGGUGAUGCAGCCAGUCAGGAUACUCUCGAUGGUGCACCUGUAGAAGUUGCAGAGUAUCCUGGAGUCCAUGUUGAACUUCCGCAGCCUGCGGAGGAAGAAGAGCCGCUGUCGAGCUGUCUUGGAUAUGACCCUGGUGUGAUGUGUCCAUGUCAGGUCCUCACUGAUGUUUACCCCGAGGAACCUGAAGCUGCUGACUCUCUCCACAGUCCCGCCGAUGGUGAUGGGUGUGUGUGCCUCUCUCUGCCUCUUCCUGUAGUCCACAAUCAACUCCUUUGUUUUGCUGACGUUGAGAUGGAGGUUGUUGUCCUGGCACCAAGAUGUCAGGGCUCUGACCUCCUCUCUGUACGCCGUCUCGUCGCCGUCUGUGAUCAGGCCGAUGACGGUCGUGUCGUCAGCAAACUUGAUGAUGGUGUUGGAGCUGUGUGUGGCCACGCAGUCGUGCGUGAACAGGGAGUAGAGGAGAGGGCUGAGCACACAACCCUGAGGGGCUCCGGUGUUGAGGGUCAAGGUGGAGGAUGUGAUGUUCCCCAUCCGCACUGCCUGGGAUCUGCCCGUUAGGAAGCUCAUGAUCCAGUCACAGAGGGCGCUGUUGAGCCCAAGGUCCCUGAGCUUAAUGAUGAGCUUGGAGGGCACAAUGGUGUUGAAUGCUGAACUGUAGUCAAUGAACAGCAUUCUCACAUAAGUGUCACCUAAUUACUUGCAGGGUUGUUUUGCUACAGUGGACAUGCAUGACACACCUAAUUGUAUGAAUAUUGUUAUGAAAGUUAUGCAUUUUUUAUAGCUUCCAAGUCCAUCCAUUUUAAAUCAAUGCAGCAAUGUACUGGGUAACCUAAUAUGGAAGAUAUUAAAAAAGACAGAUUGUUUAACAGAAAUAAAUAGUAGAAUCCCUAAAAUCCAAUAAAAGGAGGUGUGUCUUGUGUCUCCAGUGUCGUAAUAUAACUGGGUGACACGACAUAGGAGCUAUUGGAACGAAAAUAAAUACAGAUUUCUAUUUGAAAGAGCACUUUUCUUUAUUUUUCAAAAAACAUUAUUUUGAAUAAUAAGGGGCGAAGUGGCAUUGAAAACAACUUUCGUUUUGUGUCGUUUGAAAUUACUUAUUGAUGGUCCCUAAAAUGAAAGCCUGUUUAUCAAAUGUCCAACCCAAUACCAACAUAUUCGCGGUGGAUUUUCUUAUGUUUUCAACACGACUGUUUUCGUCAUGUUUUAUCUCGAAGCGGAAAUGAGAUUCCAAACAUUUCUAGAGACCGUCCCAAUUAAAUACUAAUAAUUAAAAUGUAUGUCGACGUCUUCUUCCCAUAACUAUCACAGUAGUCAACGUUACAGGACACCUCAACAAUGAUGGUUAGUUUUGGCAGCUUAGUAAGAUGAUGCUGUAGCGGCAAGCGUAUCAGCCGUUGCGUGAGAGUGACGCACAGUGGCGAUGAUCAGCACCGCUGGUUCUGAACGCUGCGUUUACCUAUACACAGCGACAGAUACACACUCGUAGAGUUAUGUAAUUAUAGCGGUACAUAUCGAAGAAGGUGGAAUGAUAGGAUAUCUACAAUAUUUCGAAGCCCAUACUGCCUCAUCUUGUUCUCGUUGAGGAAGGAUACGGCUGAGGGUUGUCGCCAGGAAGCGUCCGGGAGAUGGACGGGAGGACUGCGGAAACCGGGGAUGACAGGAGGACGAGUGAGGAAGCUGCCGCUGGCCUCUGUCUGCAGCUUGACCUGGGGGACACCGAUUCAGCCAAGAAGGCUCAGAUAACAGAGAUGCCGUCCCCAUUUGGAGUAGGCCCAGCCCAUGAGAAAAAGAUUGGCCACAGGAGGGUAGACGCUUCUGGAGAAACAACAUACAAGAAGACUACCUCCUCCGCCUUGCAAGGGUCCAUCCAGCUGGGUAUCGGAUACACUGUAGGCAACCUCAGCUCCAAGCCUGAGAGAGAUGUGCUGAUGCAGGACUUUUAUGUGGUGGAAAGCAUCUUCUUCCCCAGAGAAGGCAGUAACCUCACUCCAGCUCACCACUACCCAGACUUCAGGUUUAAAAACUAUGCUCCUGUGGCCUUCCGCUACUUCCGAGAGCUGUUCGGGAUCCGGCCAGACGACUACCUGUAUUCUAUAUGUAAUGAGCCACUGAUCGAGUUGACAAAUCCAGGAGCAAGUGGUUCCAUAUUCUACGUGACCCGUGAUGAUGAGUUCAUCAUCAAAACUGUUCAGCACAAAGAGGCAGAGUUUCUACAGAAACUCCUUCCUGGAUACUAUAUGAACUUGAACCAGAACCCCAGGACGUUGCUGCCAAAGUUUUUUGGCCUCUACUGUGUCCAGUGUGGGGGCAAGAACAUCAGAGUUGUCGUAAUGAACAAUAUUUUACCACGCUCAGUACGCAUGCACCUCAAGUUUGAUCUGAAGGGCUCCACAUACAAGAGGCGAGCAUCCAAGAAGGAAAGAGAGAAGUCAAAACCUACUUUCAAAGACCUGGACUUUCUGAAUGAUGUUCCUGAAGGCCUCACCAUGGACCAUGACACAUACACUGCUCUGGUCAAAACUCUGCAGAGAGACUGUCUGGUUCUGGAAAGUUUUAAGAUUAUGGAUUACAGUUUACUGCUAGGCAUCCACAACAAGACUCAAGCAGAGCGAGAGCGCGAGUCUCAGGGCUCACCCACAGGAGGAGGGGACGAGAAGAGACGGGCAGCUCAGAAGGCUCUGUACUCCACCGCCAUGGAGUCCAUACAGGGUGGCUCCACAUGUAGAGACACACUGGACCAUGAUGACACUAUGGGUGGUAUUCCAGCUGUGGGUAGUAAAGGAGAGAGGCUCCUGCUGUUCAUUGGAAUCAUUGACAUCCUGCAGUCCUACAGAAUGAUCAAGAAACUGGAGCACUCUUGGAAGUCCCUCAUCCAUGAUGGGGACACAGUGUCAGUUCACAGACCUUGUUUCUAUGCUGAGAGGUUCUACAGAUUCUGCAGCACCAUCGUCUUCAAGAAGAGCAGCUCAUUGCGAUCGUCUCCCUCUAAGAAAGGACGAGGAGCUUUCUCCAUGUCCAAGUCCAGCGGGGGAACAGGUUCAACUGGGCAGCGUCCCUCACUGACGGAUGAGAGGCAGGAAAACCUGGACAACUUGGAAAACCUGCGAGGAGCGCGCAGCUUCCCCAUGCUGGAGGACAAUGGGAGAGAGCCACCCUGCACCCCUCCUUCCUUUGAAGAUGCUACCACAGCUUCCAUCGCCACCACACUCUCCUCUAACAACUCCUUACCAACAACCCCCUUCGACACACCAGAGCACCCACGCUCCAGGAGACAAAUGCAUUCCCCAAAUGUGGCACGGGCGCAGAGAGAAGUAGUUGAGGUUCAUGAAGAAAAGCAGGACACCAUCACAGUGGAGGUGGAGCUCAGUAAAAUCCCAAAGAGCACAGAGCUUAAGCAGAUGACGGAAAUGUCCUCCCCCAGUCUGUCGCCUGAUCCUCAGCCCCACACCACUGCUCCCUCCACCACUCCCUCUAUUACACCAUCCUCCGCAAAUUCCUCCUCCACCCUUUCUCCAUCCUGUGUGUCAUCCUCCUCUGCUGCUCAGUCAGAUGAGCAGUCAUCCUCCACUCUCGCUUCCUCCAUCUGUCCGUCCACCAAACCGCUCACCUCUCCCACCGCUGCUCAGCCUUCCGCUCUCUCUUCCCCUCUCUCUUCUCCAACUUCUCAUCCAACGUUGCAAUCCACUGUCCUCACCCCAGCACCUAACAUCUCCACGCCCCCACCUGGCUCAGCCUUUACUCCAAUAUGCCCUGCACCCUCCCACUCCCCUACAGAGAGCCCUCCUCACCCGCUCCCCUCGACCCCUCCCUCCUCCCACCCUGCGAGCCCCCAGGUGCCUCAGCACGCGCCGCUGCGUGCACCGUGCAAUCAGCUGUCGGUUUCCAGCAGCCACAACUCAUUGGACGGGGAGUUGCAAGUGUCCGACAUCUACUUUUAUGCAGAUGGCAGAUAUUGGGUGUACUCUCCAGUUCUUGGCCGUCGUAAGCUAAACUCUAGCUCAAGUUACAAUCAGACUCAGGAGGACCGGGGCUGGGUGUACUCUCCUCUGCACUACGGCUCUGAGUCCAGGAGGGACUCAGAAGGGGAGAGUGAGACAUAACUCUGUGAAGACAACAAUGAUGGGUGGAGCCAAAAACUCCAUGUACUGAACAUUUGAGCUUUUAAUAACAAAGGACACUAUGGGAAUUAAAGCUGGUCGCCCAAGCUGCAUGUGGAGCUAGCCUUGCCAACAGAGUAUUCAAAAGAAAACAAUAUAAUAAUCAUGCUUACACUUUUAUUUAUACAAACAUAAAACAAUAAAUAUAUUAUGCAAAAAACGUAUGAUAAUAAUAACUCCUGGACAAUCUAACUGACAUCUUGCAGAGAAAUAUGGUUACGUCACAAUCAGCUGAGUGCCGCUGUGAGAGAUGGCUGUUAAUCAGGUGUUGUUGCCGCCCUGCUUCCUGCUGUGGACGUUUAUAGUGUCUAUGAGUCACGCGGCACUGUGCCAGCUCUGGCUAUGCAAAAUGGGCAUAUUUGUUAUUGAUUUCUCCUUUAGACUGAUGCUUCACUACAUCAGAGUUUAUUCAUGCAUUUAUUUUUCACUAGGGGCAUGUCGAAGCUGUAUCUACGUUUUAUUUUAGCACUUUAUCAAUAUACAUGUGACCGACAUCAUUUUAUGUUUGGUUCUUUUGUCAUCAGUCAUUGUUGCAAACACUUAAAUACAGUAAAGGUUUUGGGGUGUGUGUGCACAGGGUUCUGUUUGUACAGCAGUGCGUGUUGGUCCACUUAAAAAACUCUGAUCUGACAAUGAAUGGUUGUGCUCAAAAUGCCUUAUUGAAAAACUCAUUUUCAUAACAUUUUUUUAAUAUUUCGGUCACAUGUAAUUAUUCAAAACCAACUUUAAAAAUACAAAUAUGCAAAGUUUGCAUUUACACCUUUUUAAGGAUUUCGAAUCCAUUGUUCAAGAAAGAACACAAGAAAAAAGAAAUGUAUACAAUUAUAUUUUAUAAAUUAGAUAAACUAUGUAUUAGAGUCUGUAUGUGCCCAUAUGUCUCUGUAUUCAUGUGUCUGCAUGCAUUUCGAUGUGUGAUUGGGAGACAUGGUUUUUGUCCUGCCUAUUUGUCAAAAAGUGGUAAAAGGUGUAACCUCCAUUUGUUGUUAUGGCAAUGAAUGUCUGAAACAGCUAUAAGCAUGUUGGCUGUGUAAGAAAAAGGAAAUAGUGCAAACGAGCAGAAAUAACCUCAGAUUUAUAUACAGUUUGGUAAUAAAAUAAAUGUAUUGUUGCCACAGUCAGUACCUCCCCUCUUCCAUACAUCAAGAUUCAAAAUUGACCAAAAUGAUACUUUCUGACUGUGGACGAGCACUGCUGUAACGUGUUGUUAAAGUCUGACGUUUACCUGCCUCUGUAGGCAGCAGUGUUUGUAGCUGAUCACUGUGUAAAAGAAUAAUAAAAAUGAU
Molecule: messenger RNA, 5513 nt
Organism: Eleginops maclovinus (Patagonian blennie)
Lineage: Eukaryota; Metazoa; Chordata; Actinopteri; Perciformes; Eleginopidae
Product: phosphatidylinositol 4-phosphate 5-kinase type-1 gamma-like
Exons: 18
Coding region: 1699-4173 (824 amino acids)
Biological process (GO): phosphatidylinositol phosphate biosynthetic process
Cellular component (GO): plasma membrane
Molecular function (GO): 1-phosphatidylinositol-4-phosphate 5-kinase activity
Source: RefSeq, a predicted model, not a curated record